This is a messenger RNA of Helobdella robusta, 1047 nucleotides long. RefSeq lists its product as hypothetical. Gene Ontology annotation, cellular component: cytosol. Gene Ontology annotation, biological process: pyridoxal 5'-phosphate salvage. Gene Ontology annotation, molecular function: pyridoxal kinase activity. The record is from RefSeq and is a predicted model, not a curated record. The transcript is spliced from 11 exons. The coding region runs from base 139 to 1047 and encodes 302 amino acids. NCBI's taxonomy places the organism in Eukaryota, Metazoa, Annelida, Clitellata, Rhynchobdellida, Glossiphoniidae.
AUAUGAACUUAAGUUGCGCCGUCUUCUAAAUCUUGAAAACUUUUUUCAAUUAUUUAAAUAACUAAUUAUUUAAAUUAUUGAAAUACUCAUUCUUAGAUUUCCUAAACUGCUUACCUCUUAUCAGGAUAACUGAUUUUCAUGAUGAAUGACUGUAGAAUCCUAACUAUUCAAAGUCAUGUUGUCUAUGGCUAUGUUGGUAAUAAGUCUGCCACCUUUCCAUUGCAGUUGUUGGGGUUUGAAACUGAUGUAAUAAACUCUGUACAGUUCUCUAAUCAUACAGAAGGCUACACAACAUUUCUAGGCCAGAUGUUGGAAUCCAGUGAUUUGCUGCAGCUAUACAAUGGCCUAAAUAUUAAUGGCAUCGAUAAUUACUCUCAUCUCCUAACUGGGUACACAAGGUCCAAAUCUUUUUUAUUGAUGUUAGUUGAUGUAUGCAAGAAGCUGAAGAAGAAAAAUCCUAAUCUAAUAUAUGUCUGUGACCCAGUUCUUGGUGAUGAUGGCCGUUUGUACGUAUCAGACGAACUUGUAUCAGUAUACCGAGAUGACGUAAUCACACAGGCUGAUAUCAUAACACCGAAUCAGUUUGAAGCUGAAUUACUAACUGGAAUGAAGAUAACGAGUUUAAAGUCGGCAAAGGAGGUCAUGCUGAAAUUACACGAGAAGGGUCCAGAGGUUGUAGUUAUUAGUAGCACCAGUUUAGAGUUUAGUCGGGGUAUACUUGUUGCUUUAGCUAGUACAAUUGAAGACGGGGAAUUCAAAUGUCUAAAAAUAGAAAUUCCAUAUUUGAAUGCUAAUUAUAGAGGGUCUGGUGAUCUAUUCUCUGCACUCCUAUUGGCCUGGUGGCAACGAACUAAUUUCGAUUUAAAAACAACCUUAGAGAUAGUUGCAUCAACAAUGUACGUCGUUCUGAAAAAUACAUUAGACCAUUACUUUAAAUAUGACGCAUUCUUACGAAGGCCCCAUUCGUCAGAAAUUGAAUUGAAAAUAGUUCAGAGUAAAAAAGAUAUAGAAGAACCAAAGAUAAUAUUGAAGGCUGAAUAUUUUUGA